GCCAGCCCCGCCGCCGGGGCACGGCAGCGCGGCGUGCUCUGGGCUGGAGGGGAGCCGCGAGGAUCAUCGGCCCCGCGUCCCUGCACGGCAUCCGCCCCGCCAUGGAGCCGGCCCCAGAGCUGAAGAGGAAUAGUUUCCCCAGCAUGAACUUUGAAGCAGAGAUUCUGACAACUCCACACGAUAAUUCAGAGCUCUACAUGAUCCCUUCCAUGAGAAGCCUCACGGCUGAGGAGUAUGUGGAGGCCUUUAAGUCAUUCUUGGAUCACUCAACAGAGCACCAGUGCAUGGAUGAGUUCAACAAGGAACAAAUGCCCAACAUCGUGGCUGGUCUCGGCACUGGAAAAUCGACCAUCAGCGUUCUGGGAGUUGGGAGUGGCACAGGUGAGCAGGAUUUGAAAAUGAUCAGGAUACUGCAGGCUGUGCACCCAGGGGUCUCUAUUGACAACGAGAUUGUGGAGCCCAACCCACAGCACGUGGCAGCUUACAAAGAGCUAGUGAAUCAAGCUCCAGACCUGCAGAAUGUUUCUUUUAUUUGGCACCAGCUCACUUCCUUGGAAUAUGAACAGCAGGUGAAGGAGAAAGGCACACAUAAGAAAUUUGAUUUCAUCCAUAUGAUCCAGAUGCUGUACCGUGUGGAGGAUAUUCCCAAUACUAUCAAGUUUUUCCACAGCUGCCUCAACCAUCACGACAGCAGCGGAUGGGCCAGCCUGUGGAGGAAGCACAGGGACUGCCUGCCCGCCACCGACAGCGGCCACUACAUCACCUGCAGCGGCAUCACGGACGUGCUGCAGAGGCUGGGGCUGGAGCACCGCGUGUACGAGUUCCCGUCGGGCUGGGACAUCACCGAGUGCUUCGUCGAGGGGGACGCGGUCGGCGGCCGCAUGAUGGAUUUCCUGACGGGGACGAGAAACUUCCUGGGCACGGCCCCGCCGGCGCUGCGGCGGCGGCUGCAGGAGGCUCUGUGCCAGCCCGAGUGCAGCAGCGCCAGGGACGGCAGGAUCAUCUUCAGCAACAACCUCAGCAUGAUCGUCGUGGAGUCCUAGACCUCGCGGCCUGCCUGGACUCGUUUUUUAACAUCCUGUCCGUGCUUUCGCCGGGACCUCCAGUUUUCCGUGUAGCCGGCACCUGCAGACGAGUCCGCGCCACCUUUGCAGCUGGGAGGAGGUGGCAGGCCGUGUACGCACCCGCUGCUUCCAUGUGUGCCAGGACAAAACCAGCAAGGUGUCCCUGCUGCUUUGCGCCCAGGUAAUGUCCCUGCAGCCAGGCCUGAGCUGUAAGCUGCUCUGCGCUGGGCUAUUUCACGUGGUUUUACCAGUUUAUCAUUCACUGCCCCAAGUCUCUCAGCAUCUCACCAUAUAGACGUGUCUUAAAAAAUUUAUCAGCCUUUUUGUCUGGAGAGUAUUUUGGAACCCAGGAUGACACUCGCCCUGUACUCUUUCAGGCAGAUGUUAAUUUUGUUACUUUCUUACUACUGUUUGUCUUCAUAUAAAAUA
Hirundo rustica (Barn swallow) is the source of this 1493-nucleotide messenger RNA. Its product is annotated as carnosine N-methyltransferase 2. Gene Ontology annotation, molecular function: N-methyltransferase activity. The record is from RefSeq and is a predicted model, not a curated record. Lineage: Eukaryota; Metazoa; Chordata; Aves; Passeriformes; Hirundinidae. The coding region runs from base 102 to 1043 and encodes 313 amino acids. The transcript is spliced from 8 exons.